UGCGGCUCCUGAGAAAAGGAGGUGUGCGGCUCUUUUUCCCCUCAGUUUUAUUUUUAAUUUUUUUUUCUUUUCUCUGGAGCGGACCUUUCGGCGGAGCAGCUGCAGCAGCCGCGGCCACGCCGGGAUCGAGCAGGAAGGAUGGCCGGGGGGCGCCUCCCGGGGCUGCUUUUCAUCUUGCACGCCGCGGCUCGCCUGGCCGCCGAGCAAGAAGUUGAAAACCUCUCCGGGCUCUCCCCUAACCCCGAGAAGGACAUCUUCGUGGUGCGGGAAAACCGGACGACGUGUCUCAUGGCCGAAUUCGCCGCCAAGUUUAUCGUCCCCUACGACGUGUGGGCCAGCAAUUAUGUGGAUCUGAUCACGGAGCAAGCCGAUAUCCCGCUGUCGCGGGGCGCCGAGAUGAAGGGCAAGUGCGGCACGAACGAGUCGGAGCUGGAGCUCUCCUGGCUGGACCAAGCGUACACCCUCAAACUCUCCUUCCUGAAGGAGGGGCACAACACGUCCCGGGGACCGGAGGCGUCCUGGAGGCUCAGCCGGAUCCAGUUCACCUACGACACCUCCGAGCGCACCUACUUCAAGGAUGCCGUCAGCCCCGGGAAGCACACGGCCAGCUCGCACCGGCUCUCGGCCCUGGUGACCCCCGCGGGGCGCUCCUACGAGUGCCAGGCGCAGCAGACCAUCUCCCUCGUCUCCAGCGACCACCAGAAGUCCGUGCAGCUCCUGCUGUCGGAAGUGCGGCUCCAGCCCUUCGACAUUCCCGCGGAUUUUGUCUUCAGUGAAGAACACAAGUGCCCGGUGGACCAGAGGGAGCAGCUGGAAGAAACCCUGCCCCUGAUCCUGGGGCUGAUCCUGGGGCUGGUCAUCGUCAUCACCCUCGGCAUUUACCACAUCCACCACAAGCUGACAGCCAGCCAGGUGCAGAUCCCUCGGGACAGAUCUCAGUACAAACACAUGGGAUAGGGAGCACGACCGAGCAACCCCAGCACUUAUCAGUUUACAGGAUGAAGAAUGAAAGAAAUAAUGCAUAUUUUGGAAGCAGAGCCCAAUCUUCUUUUGUAGGAGCACAAGAGGUUUUGCAUAUCUAUUGCUCAUUGGAGUACAUAAAAGACGACGAUUUUCUAAAAAAAGAUAAUUGCACAACACAACCAUGAAGAAAUCUGCAAUGCAGAUAAUAAGGACUGGAGUAAUGAGUAUAAUGAGGCAUUGUAUGCAGAUCCCGAGCGCGGAUCAGAUGUUAUUUCAGCAACAUGAACUGAAAUCACAACUGAACAACUCCUACACGUGUGGGAUUUUCUUUCCUUGACAGGAUUAACAGGAGCAGCCUGUGACUGCUGCAGGAAGAAAAUCCCUCUCCCUUGGUGAAGUGGGCAUCAAAUUAGACAGGCGAACCUUUGGCCACGGAGUCAGACCAGGCCUGGGAGCUGAGAGGAAGGGCAGGGUCUGGAUCUGGCUCCUACCCAAGCUCAGUCCAACCUCCCAGGUCUUGCCUUAGACAGCUGUGUAAGGCCAGUGGAGCAACCCAUAAUUUUUUCGUGUGCAAACUCUGUUUUUUUUAACUGAGCAAGUCAUGUGCAGCAUUAUGUCCCCUUCUCCCCCUGCUCAUUAACAACUCAAAGACAGAGAAGUAACUCUGGAAGAAGUAAAUGGAAGUGUGGGACAGGUUUUAUCCAGCAUCUUGGAAGUGUGAAAGCUACUCUCACCGUCUGGGGAUGGUUUCAGCAGUAAUGCAGAUUAUUUCCUAUUUGCAUAGAUUGAUGUGGGGCCUCCCAGCCAGCCUGGGGAAGCAGAGCACUCGUACAGAAACUGCUAAGUAAAUGAUAACUAAGUGUGGUAAAAAGGAAUUGUUUUUUGGAAGGCAUCAGGGCAGGAGUGGUGCACCCAAAAGGAGGUCUCCCAUCACCUGAUCACCACCCUUACUGCCUGGUUUCCUCUGCCUUUGAGGCUCCAGUCCCUCCCCAUGGACUCUGCCUGCAGCACAGACGCCAACCACCAGUGAGGCCAGGCCAGUGUUUUUUGGAUUCAGCUCUCUCACAAGUUGUUCAGACCCGCUAACAAGCAUUUGUGGCUCACAGCCCCUCUUCCCCAUGCCUGGGUGAUUCUCCCUUCCGGGCAGUGCCCCCGUGUGCACGGGCGCUGUCUGGCAGCCCGGGGAGGCGGAGGGCGGG
This is a messenger RNA of Prinia subflava (tawny-flanked prinia), 2162 nucleotides long. RefSeq names its product lysosomal associated membrane protein family member 5 (gene LAMP5). Lineage: Eukaryota; Metazoa; Chordata; Aves; Passeriformes; Cisticolidae. Gene Ontology annotation, biological process: establishment of protein localization to organelle. The coding region runs from base 139 to 957 and encodes 272 amino acids. Gene Ontology annotation, cellular component: late endosome membrane; plasma membrane; lysosomal membrane. The record is from RefSeq and is a predicted model, not a curated record. The transcript is spliced from 7 exons.